UCAUUCGGGCCAAAGUGAAGGAGGUAAAGACUAAAUGUCAUGACGUCACUGCAGUAGUGGAAGUAAAGGAGAUCCUAAAAUCUUCCUUGGUGAACAUCCCAAAGGACACUGUAAACCUUCACACAAACUCUGGCUGCCUGUGCCCACCGCUCAGCGCCAAUGAAGAGUACAUCAUUAUGGGCUACGAAGAUGAGGAGCGCUCCAGGUUACUCUUGGUGGAAGGCUCCAUAGCUGAGAAAUGGAAGGAUCGUCUUGGUAAAAAAGUAAAGCGCUGGGAUCAGAAGCUCCGCCACCUCGGAAAGGGGAAGGGAGAGCCCGGACACAGCGACUCUGCUCCGAAACCCGGCAAACCCAGCAGUGCCCGACAAGGACGUAGUUAG
This is a messenger RNA of Apaloderma vittatum (bar-tailed trogon), 380 nucleotides long. RefSeq names its product frizzled-related protein (gene FRZB). The transcript is spliced from 3 exons. Gene Ontology annotation, molecular function: protein binding. NCBI's taxonomy places the organism in Eukaryota, Metazoa, Chordata, Aves, Trogoniformes, Trogonidae. The annotation marks the transcript as partial. The record is from RefSeq and is a predicted model, not a curated record.